Molecule: messenger RNA, 1750 nt
Organism: Pyrus x bretschneideri (Chinese white pear)
Lineage: Eukaryota; Viridiplantae; Streptophyta; Magnoliopsida; Rosales; Rosaceae
Exons: 4
Coding region: 647-1147 (166 amino acids)
Source: RefSeq, a predicted model, not a curated record
GGUUUGGAUUUGCGUUGACUGUCUGGCUCGUUCAAAUAAGAACAGAAAAAUGCGUUGAAGUGAGAUUCAGUAACUUUCUUAAAGGUUGAGUUAGGAUCCAUGUGUUCAACAUAACUUCAUAAAACUCUUUGAUUUCUCGCUUUCAGAAGGUUCUUUCACAUGGGUAUAAUCAAUAAUCUCAAUUGAUUAAUUCUUCGCUGGGUCCGGAUUCACUGUCAGCUCGAUUUCCAUUCGCUUAAUUCUGGGAUGUGUUGGAUUUCUUGAUUGCAAUUGGAGCAAAUAAAUGAAAAUGGGGGAAGUGAGAUUUACUGCAUAAUCUGUAAUGUGGGUUUUGUGACUUAAAAAAUUGCAAUUUCGAAGAUCUUCAGAUUUUGCGAGAACUUGGUGGAUUUCCUUCUGUAUGAGAUGAACUAACGGCGAGAUUUUAACUACUUUUCGGGUUGGAAUUACUCGAAAAUGCAUAGUCAUUUUGCAGUUGAAUGAGUUUCCAAAAUAUCGCAUAUUUCGACUAUUAAAAGUUGACCGUAAAUUUGAACGGCUCUUGAACUGAGUUGGUUGUAACAUCUCCCUCUACAAGAAUCUGUUCGCCGAGAAAUUCCCUGUCACAAGGUGUCUGCUCAAACCUUUGAUUAAGACGAGAAGAAACAUGGUUCAGACGCUGGAAGCUAUAAAGGGUGGUGGAGGAUCCAUUAGAAUCGGGACCACUGGGACAGUCAGUUCCCUAAUGACAAGAGAAUUAGAGUCCAGCAAAGUCGCCUCUCCGACGCCUGCAUCAUCCAGAAAUAAACAUCAAACAGCUUCUGUUUCUGUUCUCUGUGGUGCUACUACUCCAAAAAGGCUACAACCAAGAAAGUCAUGUGAUGAAGCUAGCAGCAGUGGAAGCAGCAAUGACAUUAAUGCAAGACACCCCGAAGUUUCCCAGAAAACAAAAACUCAUACUAAAAAUACUAGUCAAAUCCCGAUGCUGAGCUCUGAUCAUCCUGGUCUGGAUAAAACUCCUAGUAGGCAGAAAACUAGUAAAAAAGGAACUAACAUUGUUGAAGUUGUGGACAUAAAAUGUGGGAGCUCGGAUAGAGCAUGGGCUGGCCCUAUAACAAACCGACUGAAGAAGCUGGGUUUCUCAAAGCUAUCUGAGAGCAUUGUCUAACCUGGCAAUUUCUUCCCAUCGGAUCUUAGAUUCCUGUAACUGUAUGCAGAAAUACCAGUUGGUCGAUUGUUCUCCGAGACUUCCACCAUAGAACAUAUGCUUGGUAGGAGCCCAUUGCAUCUCUUUUUCUUCUUUUGUGUUUUUAUAACUGAUUCAAAAGUCGGGCCCAAAUGCCUAGUAGAGGAAGCCAUGUCUUUGAGUUGGGGAUGAGCCUUUUGCGAGCUACAUCGGUUGCUUAGUUCGAGUUGGCUUAAGUGCUCGAUUUCUCUCAUUAUGAGGGAUCCAACGGUGCCUCUGGUGCCUAUUUCCGCAGGAGCACAUGCCGCAAUCUUUGCAGCGUCUCUGGUGGCAACGGUGCCGGAUUUAUACAUGUUCGGUUCUGUUGGAGUUGAAGGGGUGGCUUGCAGAUGACGAGAGGUGGUUUUGGAUUCUGUACUGGUGAGGAAAUUGCUUUGCUUUUGGGACAUCUGGUGUUUUGCCUUUGGUAUUUAACAAGGAUUCUUUACCUUAUGUUCUUUAUCUAAAGUGAACAGCGUUUGUUGGUUGGUUGGUGAUAUAAUCACCUCAUUCAUGUGCGUGCAGAUAAAAAAUUAGAUUCAUUUA